Molecule: messenger RNA, 1290 nt
Organism: Torulaspora delbrueckii
Lineage: Eukaryota; Fungi; Ascomycota; Saccharomycetes; Saccharomycetales; Saccharomycetaceae
Gene: XDJ1
Product: Xdj1p
Exons: 1
Coding region: 1-1290 (429 amino acids)
Biological process (GO): protein refolding
Cellular component (GO): cytoplasm
Molecular function (GO): Hsp70 protein binding
Source: RefSeq, a predicted model, not a curated record
AUGUCGACUCUGUAUGAGAUUCUAGGUGUCGAAAUAGAUGCUACUCAGUUGGAGAUCAAGAAGGCCUAUAGAAAGGCUGCUCUACAACACCAUCCGGACAAAGUAGCCGAUGAAUCCUUGAGAGAGGAGAGUGAAGUAAGAUUCAAAGAGAUUGCAGCAGCCUAUGAAGUGUUGGGUGAUGAGGAAAAGAGAGCUAGGUAUGAUAAGUACGGUGAUGCAGAUGGUUCAGAUUUCUUCAAUGGACCGAACGAAUUCGAGGAUGCAGCUUUUAUGAACUUCUUCCACAGCUUUGGUUCUAAUCCUCAAAAUGCUUAUGAUCACUAUGGAGAACAGAAAGUUGAUCGGUCAGCAGACGUCCAAGUGCCCUUGAACGUCUCAAUGGCCGAUUGUUAUAAUGGUAAGAGCUUCAAAUUUCAGUCUAAGCGCACCCUUGUGUGUGAUCGAUGCCUGGGGUCCGGUUGGCGUAGAAGAAAUGACCAUGUAGUACCGCCUCCUCAGGUCGAAUGUAAAAAGUGCGGUGGCCAAGGUUUUAAGCAGCGGAUUAGACGAUUGGCUCCUGGAUUCGCUACUACAGAGAAUAUAACCUGCCCUACUUGUGAUGGGAAGGGCAAAUGUGCCUCGAAGCCUAAUAACGAUAAGAACAAAUGCAAAAAGUGUGUUGGCACAGGUGUAACCACAGAGUCCAAAUCACUGACAGUUUCCCUGCCAAGAGGAUCUCGUCAGGAUGAUCAGAUAGUGCUAAAGGGCGAGGCAGAUCAGGAGGUCGGUAAGUCACAAACCGGUAAUCUAGUCUUUACUAUAAAAGAGGGAACAGAGUGCCCUGAGGGUGUUGACCUCCAGAGACAUGGGUUUGAUCUUAUUACGCAUCUCACGCUUUCGCUUGCAGAGGCCAUAACUGGGUUUAGCAAGACUCUAACCAAGACUCUUGACGGCAGGAUUCUGCAGCUACAAAUCCCACCAGGAAAAGUUAUCAGACCAGGAAAUAUCAUACAGAUACCACAUGAAGGUUGGCCUAUAGAUACCACAACGUCUGGUGAUCUAUACGUGGUUGUACAUAUCGAGUUCCCUCCAGAUAAUUGGUUCAGCGAAAGAUCAGACCUAACGCAAGUGAAAAACGUACUACCUGGUGAAACAAACAACAACGCAGCUGUGGAAGACGAUCCAGGCAAUACAGAAACUGUAACUAAUAUCAAUAUUGUCGAAGAGAUACCAGAUCCAUCACAGGAUGACCGAUUCCGCUCUAGGGAUGAUGAUAAGGCUAAUGAUUUCCCAGGUUGCGCCCAGCAGUAA